AUGUACAACCCAUAUCAACAACAGCCUAUGGGGUUCGGUGCGCAAAGUACGGGGUAUAAUGGGGGUUAUGGUCAACAACAAGUUCCUCCCCAGCAAACAAGGUUUUUUCAACAGAAUCCUGUUCAAAGUCCGGGAGCAGAUAUGUACCUGCAACAAGUUCCUCAGCAACAAUUCCAGCAAGGCUUUCAGACCCAGCCCACUGGGUUUGGAGGGGUGCCUCAAUUACAACCGCAACAGACUGGGUACAUUCAGACUCAGCCAACUGGUUUUCAGAAUGGUGGUUCUAACUUGACUGUAAUAGAAAAUAGUGAUAUCAAGAUUCCAAGCAUAAGGUUAUCGUUCAUUUCAGCAGAGGAUCAGAAGAAGUAUGAGCAUUUAUUCCGAACCGCUGUUCCUAAAGGGGAACAGGCAAUUACUGGAGACUCUGCUAGUCAGAUUUUGUUGAGAUCUGGUCUUUCACCUGUCACUUUAGCGGAAGUAUGGUCUCUAUCUGACACGAAUAAAUCAGGAUCACUUUUAUUUCCUGAAUUUGCCUUGAGUCUUCAUCUAUGUAGCAUGGCGAAGAGAGGUGAGCCUUUGCCGUCAUUUUUACCCGAAAAGUGGCUGAAUGAAGUAAAAAGCUUUGUCGACGCAAUAAACUUUAGCAUUCCAGAGGACCCAAGUAAGAUUUUGGCAAAUACUCCGUUUGCUCAGUUUGCAAACAAUGAUAAUGCUCAAAGCGAUUGGUUAGCGCCUCAAGGAACAGGCUAUAAUCCUCCACCGAUGACUUCGUUCCAACCUCAGGCCACUGGUUUUGGGCAGAAUUUAACGGCACAGAGAACCGGGACCACACUUAUGAAUCCAUCACAGACAGGCUUUAAUGGCGCUCCGUUGUCGUCACAAAGGACUGGAGGAGGAACUCUAAUUCCAUUACAACCUCAGCAGACUGCUGGAUUAAUUCCAACACAGAAAACUGGGCCACUCAAUUCUCAAACUACAGGAUUUCAGAAUCAGAGCCAGUCUCUUCAACCGCAAUCUACGGGAUUUGGUGCUUCUAAUUUGCCAUCUCAAUCCACUGGGUAUCAGCCAAUAUCUCAGCCAUCUUUCCAAUCACUGCUUACAAGACAGCAAACUGGGCCAAACUUACAACCACAAACAACUGGAUUUCAAAAUAUUUCUGCACUCCAGAAUAAGACUGGGAUGUUGCAAUCUCAAGGUACAGGCUAUCAGUCUCAAUUGCCCCCUCAACUUACCGGUUUCCAACAAGGCUUACAAUCGCAGGCUACUGGAAAUGUUCAAUCUUCUCAAGGAACUGGUUUACAGCCUCAGCUUACCGGCUUCUCUCAGCUUCAGCCACAGGCCACUGGAAGACCAGGUCAAUGGGGGUUUGUAUCAAUGCCAACAGGAGGAAUCCCUGGUCUUAAUGCCAUGGAGCAGCAUUUUUUGCCGACCUCUGAACUUCCCACUCAUAAUUUGCAUAAUGCGAUGGAUAAUUCUUUGAAAGAGAACGUUACUUGGGCUAUAACCAAGCAAGAGAAGCAAAUUUAUGAUGGUAUUUUUUCAGCUUGGGACCCGACUAGAAAAGGUUUUAUAGAUGGCGAUGUUGCUCUUACUGUUUUCAGUAAAUCGGGUUUAAGUAGGCCUGAUUUAGAAUCGAUUUGGACACUCGCUGAUUCGAGCGAUAGAGGCAAGUUGAAUAAAGAUGAAUUUGCUGUUGCAAUGCAUCUUGUGUACCGGAGAUUAACAGGCUAUGAGCUCCCUUUCAGGUUACCUCCAGAAUUGAUACCUCCAUCAACAAAAUAUUUACAGGAUUCCAUGGACACUUUAAAGAAUUCGUUGAAAGGCGGGGGUGCGGCUAGUAGCAAUAAAAAUACGAUUAAAGCUGCAAAAUCUGAUGGAUCAAGGUUCAAGAAUGAUGAUGAAAACUUUGGUUACGUUUCAAGCGCACGUCAUAGAAGAAGGAAUGAUGUCCAAGAGCAAUCGAGCGAUAAAACUACUUCAGUGGAAGAGCUAAAAAAGAGUAUUCGAGAGAAGAAGAUCUUGCUAGACGCUAUAGAUGCCGAAGAUCAAGACGCACAGAUUUCGAACAAAAGGCUUCAAGCAAGGGAAGAUAAGGAAAUCGAAAUUCUUAAAACCAAAAUCUGGUCUAUACAAAGGAAAUUGAAUAACAUAGUCUCUGAGUCUGGCUCCUUUGAAGAGAAACAACAAUUACUCAAAAGAUUAAAUUAUUUGACUAGGGAUAAGGUUCCAAAUUUAAUUUCGAGAAUCGAAAAUGUAAAUGAACAAAUAUCGCAACUGAAAAUUGAAUUUUUCAAGUUGAGUUUAAGUAAAGAGCAUCCAGAUUGGAAACCUAAUAAUAGUGAAGCAGAUAUAAUAGGUUCAGGCCCGGGAGGUGAGGUUACAGAAGCAGAUAGACGUAAGUUUAAGUCCAAGCAGCUUUUAAAGCAGCGUAUGGCAGCAUUGACAGGAAAAUCUUCUGGUGGCAACCAUUCGGAUCUUGACAUGAAAUUGAAGCAAGAGGAAGAAGGUGUCAAGAAAGAAAAAGAGAGCAAAAUUCAAAUGAUAAAAGAUAUUGAAUCUAGCAUUAGUGAUUUAGAGGAUGGUUGUUCUACGUUCUUGCAAAUGACGAAUAGUGAAGAAGUUGGUGACCAAAGGUGGGAAAAAGGAGAUGGUGUUCGCAAUGAAACUUCUCAAUUCAUCAAAGAAUUAAACGAGUCUGCAGUGAAAGAGAGAAUCGAUAAAUCUUCUUUCAAAGAAACCGAUAUUAGUGAUUCACCUCUGCUGUCUACAGAAUUGUUUCGUGAAACUCAAAAGUCCCAGGAUCAUGCAGAGAAAUACAAAAGCUCAGAAGAACGUUCUGCUUAUAUCAAAGCACAAGCGCAAAAGAGAAUGAAUGAAAGACUCGCUAAGUUAGGCAUUACUAGAAAUAGAGGACAUUCAGGCAUCGAUUUGCAGAAAUCUGAGCCGUUUAAAGAUUCGCAAGAAAGUAAACCCAUCAGUGAGGUUACGAAUGCGCAACCGAAGACUAAUGACAAUAACUCUGAUAGCGUUUCAGAGCCUACCCCCUCGGAAGGUAUUAAUGGUUCCAAGGAAAAGGAAAUUCCUGAUCUCAAUGGAGAUGGUGCCCCUUCUUCUGACGAAGAAGAUGCAGAAUAUGCAGAACUAUUGAAGCAGAAGCAAGAAUUGGAGAGAAAAGAGAAAGAACGUAAGGCUAGGAAGCAGCUGCAAAAAGAAGCAAGGUUAGCGAAGAUUAAGAAGGAGAUGGAGGAGAUAAAAAGUAGAGAGUUAGAAGAUAAGAGCGACGAAGAAACUCUGAAAGCGAAAGACGUACACGAACAGAAUAAGUCGGUUGUUCAUAAAGUGCUCGACGCACCAAAAGGAGAAGUACAGAGUCCUGCUCCAAGUCAGGAGUCCUCGAGCUCACAAAUCUCGGAAGCAAAAGUCUAUAAGCCAAAUGUGCAUGAUAAAAGCUCUCAACCACAAGUGGCUUCUGCUAAUCAAAACAAUACUCACGAAAAUAAUCCUUUUGCCAAAAGUCAAGGUGCCCAAAAUGCUUCCAAUUUGAAAUCAAAUAAUAAUCCCUUUUUUAAACCAUCAACAAACGGCGAUGGAUUCGACUCUAAGAAGGCAGCUGCUCAAAGGGCAUCUCAAAGGGGAUUGGCAGACGACAAUGACUGGAGUGAAUCCGAAGAUAAUUCAAGUGAUGACGACAUCCCUAAUAGGGCAGGCGCAGCUCAGUUGGCAAGUCUACUUUUCGGAGGAGUUCCUCAGAAUCUGUCAAAUUCUAUCGAGAAAACUCCUGAAAAUACUUCACUGGCAGAAUCGGGUAAUAAUAGUCCUAAGGAACCCUCUUCUACUACUGAGAUGCCGCCAGUGCCGCAAACUCCAAAGGAAGAGGACUCAGAUACAGAUGAUUUCUCUACGCCUCCUGCGGGCAAUCAGUCACAGUAUGGCGAAAGUGAAAGCACAGUAUCUAAGGAUAUUUCAUCCAAAGACACUCCUUUAAAUCUGAUUGAUGAGGGCUCAACCAAUAUUCCAGUUCCGUUGUCUAUUCCUCCACCUCCACCUCCAGCAGCAGAACCUCCUAUGUUUGCACCAUCGCCCCCUCCACCACCUCCUCCAGCCGCUGAGCCUCCUCUGUUUGCACCAUCGCCCCCUCCACCACCUCCUCCAGCCGCUGAGCCUCCUCUGUUUGCACCAUCGCCCUCUCCACCUCCACCUCCAGCAGCAGAGCCUCCCCUGUUUGCACCACCUCCGCCACCACCUCCACCUCCCCAAGCUUUAUCGGUAAACAACGAAGGCUCUUCCAAGGCUCCACCAAGUGGUGUACCAAAUAUCGAUGCUUUAUUAGGUCAAAUUCAAGUAGGAACAAGUUUAAAAAAGGUAGAUGAAAGCGAAAAACGCAUUGGUGAUGGUUCUACGGUAGGAAAAGUUUUAUAA
Priceomyces carsonii is the source of this 4419-nucleotide messenger RNA. RefSeq names its product Pan1p (gene PAN1). The coding region runs from base 1 to 4419 and encodes 1472 amino acids. Lineage: Eukaryota; Fungi; Ascomycota; Pichiomycetes; Serinales; Debaryomycetaceae. The record is from RefSeq and is a predicted model, not a curated record. The transcript has a single exon. Gene Ontology annotation, biological process: actin cortical patch assembly; endocytosis; endosomal transport. Gene Ontology annotation, molecular function: calcium ion binding; actin binding. Gene Ontology annotation, cellular component: plasma membrane; cytoplasm; nucleus.